AUGCCUUUCGACCCUGCGAUCGCCGGCAUCUGUGCGACGGGCGUGACGAAGCUGGUCGACACUGCCAUCGGGGAGAAAUGCAUUCACCACGCCCACAAGAUUGCAGAUCCUCGCGAGAAGAGAGAUUGCUCAGGAAGUCGGUCUCGAGAUCGUGCGUCAAGUUCUGCCAGCGAUAGGAAGAGCGAGGAGGACUGGUCCAGGAAAUCGUACUUGCGAAGUAGUCGACAUCAGCAGAAGGCCGCGCCGGGAUCUAGACGCCAGUACGAAGAGGAACCGCAAGACCAUUGGUCGAGGAAGACGUAUUUUCGGCGGAAGAAACACCAACAGCAACAUCAGCGACGCGGUUCCUCGCCUGAGGCGCAGUAUGAACCACCUGCUCCGCCAUUGUCGAAGGAAGAACGACGAGCGGCCGAGGCGUGGGAGCAGCGAUGCGACACAUUUCGAGACGCGAAGAACCGCUAUGUGCCGACGGCGCCUCACCCUGCGGCUCCGGUCAUGUCGUGGGACGAGGAGCGAGUGUAUUCUGAUGUCGAGCGUGCUGUCAGAGAAGCGACGAAGAGGGCGUCACUGGAGCAAACCCGACUGCGGUGA
Molecule: messenger RNA, 591 nt
Organism: Cercospora beticola
Lineage: Eukaryota; Fungi; Ascomycota; Dothideomycetes; Mycosphaerellales; Mycosphaerellaceae
Source: RefSeq, a predicted model, not a curated record